UUUUUAAUAUCCUGACAUCGCAGCAUGACACGCUGAGUAACGACGCACAGACGUACGCACAGUCAUCUAAACGUACAAGAUGGCGGCGGCAAUGGAUGUGGACACCCCGAGCGGCACGAAUAGUGGAGCAAGCAAAAAACGCUUCGAAGUGAAGAAGUGGAAUGCUGUGGCACUUUGGGCCUGGGACAUUGUGGUGGACAACUGUGCCAUUUGCAGGAACCACAUCAUGGACCUUUGUAUUGAGUGUCAAGCCAACCAGGCGUCGGCUACAUCAGAGGAGUGCACAGUAGCAUGGGGAGUUUGUAACCAUGCUUUCCACUUUCACUGCAUUUCCCGUUGGCUGAAGACAAGGCAGGUGUGUCCUCUGGACAACAGGGAGUGGGAGUUCCAGAAAUAUGGACACUAGUGAUGGAACCCGGGGCUUUUAUUUUUUGCUGCAAGCCAGGGGCCUGCCUUUACUACACUGCAAACUAGGGACACACAUUGUUGUCAAAGGGACUGUAGUCUGUGUUGAAGAUGUUUCCUUUUUGUCGCAAUUCCUCAUUUUGUUUUGAAUUGCAUGAAAACUUAGUUUUUAAAUGUUGGGAUUAUCGAUAUGAUAAUACACCUGUAAAUAAACAACAUUACAUUUAA
Molecule: messenger RNA, 633 nt
Organism: Conger conger (European conger)
Lineage: Eukaryota; Metazoa; Chordata; Actinopteri; Anguilliformes; Congridae
Product: E3 ubiquitin-protein ligase RBX1
Exons: 5
Coding region: 80-406 (108 amino acids)
Biological process (GO): protein ubiquitination; ubiquitin-dependent protein catabolic process
Cellular component (GO): cullin-RING ubiquitin ligase complex; nucleus
Molecular function (GO): ubiquitin protein ligase activity; cullin family protein binding; zinc ion binding
Source: RefSeq, a predicted model, not a curated record